AUGGCGCGAACCAAACAAACCAAAAGAAAAACAUGCCCAAACACUGAAGAAGAACGAAUCGAAAAGAUUAAACAACGUAAAAUCCUUCUUGGUCAAGAAAAUCACUCAUGGAAAAGAACCUCUCCUUCCUUCAUUCUCUACCCGACCGAUAUUUCCAUCCGCUGCACGAUUACCAACUCUGAAACUGAUCCGAAUUCUAAUCAAUUAUUAUUAUUAUUGGGAAAUAAGUUUGUAGAACAUGUAUGCUCUGAUUCAACUUGUCAUUGCGAUCUUCCACGAAUUAAUUGGCAAAAAACUGGAUUUUAUACACAAUUUUUUAGUGAUGUUUUGGUUAACCCUAGAAAUGAUUAUACGUUCCUAGGUGAUGGGGAAGCUAGUGAAGAGUAUUCAGAAAGGGCAAUGAAUAUUCUUGAAAAAGUGUUAAAUAAUGUUCAAGCUUAUGAAAUGAAUACGAAACUGAUCGAAUGUGAAAGAAAAAAAGAAAGUAUCAACAGUAUUACCAUUGAAUAUUCAACAUGUGGAUCAAAGUGUUAUUACAAAUCAAAUUGUGAUUAUGAAUAUGAAUUUGUAGUAUUACUAGUGAGCGAGGAUGAACAUCUUGCAUUUGGACAUAUUGGAUGUCAUGCUUUCUAUUUAUUACCUGGAUUGGAAUAUUUAAAUUCAGAUGGAAGUUCACCCAAUGUCUGCUCUGAUUCCAUUAUAACCUAUGAUGAGGAGAAUGAUAUGUACCAUCCAAAUAUUAUUCCACUUUCUAAGGUUUUGAAAAAAUCGAAAGAAUUUUUAAGAAAUGUUUUAGAUGACAGAUAUCACUAGAGAGUUUAUUUUACAUAUUUGAAUUAUUGACUGGUACUGUAACAAUAAAAUUUAUUUUUU
Molecule: messenger RNA, 873 nt
Organism: Naegleria gruberi
Lineage: Eukaryota; Heterolobosea; Eutetramitea; Acrasida; Naegleriidae
Exons: 1
Coding region: 1-813 (270 amino acids)
Source: RefSeq, a predicted model, not a curated record